AUGGCUUCGUACAAUAAAAGCGUUGUAGACGGAAAAAUAGCGAUGUGGAAAAAAAAAGAAGAUGAACACAGAGAAAAACAAUUGAUCAAUCCAUUUUCAGAAUGGGAGGGAUCUUCACACCGUAAAGUACUUGAUAAAAACGAUCCAGAAUAUGCAAGGCCUGUCGCUGGAACUAUGACUGACAUACGAGGAAAGCAAGCCGGAAAGAUGGUUUCUCGGGAAGUUCAAGAACUUUUGCAUGUUAUAGAAAGGAUUGGAACAGUGCAAGAGAAUGGAAGUGUUGUUGUCUUGUUUGGGAAUCUCUUUGAGGUGUACAAUAAGAUUUCAAACAAACUGGUGGGAAUGCUUAUGAGAGCUCGAAAACAAAAACUGGUUCACUUUGAAGGUGAAAUGCUGUGGCAAAGACGUGAUGAUCAUGUACCAAUUACGUUGUUAGUGACAGCGGAGGAAGCACGGAAAUGA
This is a messenger RNA of Saccoglossus kowalevskii, 462 nucleotides long. Its product is annotated as actin-binding Rho-activating protein-like. NCBI's taxonomy places the organism in Eukaryota, Metazoa, Hemichordata, Enteropneusta, Harrimaniidae. Gene Ontology annotation, molecular function: actin binding. The record is from RefSeq and is a predicted model, not a curated record. Gene Ontology annotation, cellular component: sarcomere. Gene Ontology annotation, biological process: positive regulation of Rho protein signal transduction; positive regulation of transcription by RNA polymerase II.